Molecule: messenger RNA, 3363 nt
Organism: Aureobasidium subglaciale EXF-2481
Lineage: Eukaryota; Fungi; Ascomycota; Dothideomycetes; Dothideales; Saccotheciaceae
Exons: 2
Coding region: 1-3363 (1120 amino acids)
Molecular function (GO): ATP-dependent chromatin remodeler activity; zinc ion binding; hydrolase activity, acting on acid anhydrides, in phosphorus-containing anhydrides
Source: RefSeq, a predicted model, not a curated record
AUGAGCAUCUCGCAUAUGGGUGACCGACCAAACAAAAAGAGGCGCUUCUUUGCCGACAAAGACGCUGUCCAAGAUGGCUCAUUCGCCUCCGAUCCGUCUGGCCCAGAUGAGCUAGAUGAGCUAGAUGUUCUUCCACAUGGCGACAGCCAGAAGCCUGCUGCCACCGCCCAUCCGACAGAAGAUACGAUUGCGUCAAGCGCCAAUUGCUUUGAUCCCUCGCUCUUCCAGGCUUUCAUCGGAAACGAGGCUCCUCAGAGCACCAUCAAUGCUCUACAACGGAUAUGCGCCAACGACGUAGAGCGAGCUGUUAACAUGUACUUUGACGGAUCGUGGCAGGGCCAUCCUCUGAUCUCAAGCACGUCUUCUAUGCUCACCGCCCGGCCGCCUCGACCAAAGCUAAAAGACACGCCGAGCACCUCUGCACCAAAAAUCGACACUCCCAAGGUCAACCUAGCAGCCAUGCCAACCAAGAGAUAUAUCGGUGCUAUGGGUGUCGUCGGCUGGACUACACGUAGUGGAACGGCUAUCAUCACGUCAGGAGAAUUGGUCAAGAUCGAAAGAGCAAAGCCAGCCCAACAAAAGGUUGGCAAGGGAGGCAAGUCGCGUGCUACCACUCGUCAAGAUGUCAUUGUACGCUUCACAAACGCCAAAGGAGAAGAAGUUGGUCGCCUGGAGCAGGAUUCUGCCGCUUGGAUCUCCACCCUGAUGGAUCAGAACAUAUGCCAUUUCGAAGGUCACUGUAUCUUUGCGCCAGAUCGCGUCCGGACCAACGACACUAUCUACCUGCAGUUGCGAUGCUUCUUCCUCAAGGCAUGCUUUACAGCUGGCAGCUUCAUCAGGCCAUUGGACAAUAACAGAGAAACUGGUCUUCAUGAAGCCAAAGAGACUCGAGACGAACGGGACUUGCGAUUGCGCCAGGUCGGCCUGGUGAAGUUGUUUUCAGAGAUCAAUCUUCAUCCGUCGCGCGCGAACUCAACAACCGAGAAGCAUAAAAGAGAAGGCAUUUUGCGUGCUGCCGAUAUACCCGAACAACCUGAGCCGAGCACUGCCAAACCAGCCAAACCUUGUGAUCAGGCUCCGUCAUCUCCUCCAUCAGACGACACGGAAGACGGCCAGGAACUGGAGCAAGAUCAGCUUGACAGUCUUUACCGCAAAGCACAAACCUUCGAUUUCAACACGCCGGUCAUGCAACCGGCAGAGACAUUUGUCAUGGACCUCCGAAAGUACCAAAAACAAGCUCUGCAUUGGAUGGUGGGCAAGGAGAGAGAUCAGAAGUCUGACCACAAGGAAGUGUCGAUGCAUCCACUGUGGGAAGAGUACAUGUGGCCGACGAAAGACGCAGAUGAUGCACCAGUACCCCUGGUCGAAGAGCAACCGAGCUUCUAUGUAAACCCAUACUCUGGCGAGUUGUCGUUAGAAUUCCCUGUUCAAGAGCAAAACUGCCUCGGUGGUAUUUUGGCAGACGAAAUGGGCCUUGGAAAGACUAUCGAGAUGCUCAGUCUGGUACACACUCACACCUCAGAAUUCGGAUUGCAAGGUUCAAGGAUGUCGACGGUUAUGGACCUACCACGCUCGCCUAAGAGCUCGUCUGGAGUUGCUCGCGCGCCAUGUACAACAUUGGUUGUUGCUCCGAUGUCUUUAUUGGCGCAAUGGCAGAGUGAAGCGGAAAAGGCUUCAAAGCCCGGAACGCUCAAGACGUUGGUCUACUACGGUUCAGACAAGAACGUCAACCUGAAGACACUGUGUUGCGAGGCUAAUGCAGGGUUCGCUCCCAAUGUCAUCAUCACAAGUUACGGCACAGUGCUCUCAGAGUACAAUCAAGUGGUCAGUGCUGGUGGUGACAGAGGAUCAAGUGGUGGUCUAUUCUCUAUCGAGUACUUCCGUGUCAUUCUUGACGAAGCCCAUAUGAUCAAGAACCGACAGUCAAAGACUGCUCGUGCUUGCUAUGAGAUUGCGGCCGAGCAUCGAUGGACGCUGACAGGUACGCCUAUCGUCAAUCGUCUUGAGGAUCUGUUCAGUCUGGUACGCUUCCUUCGCGUUGAACCAUGGAGUAACUUCUCUUUCUGGAAGACAUUCAUCACUGUGCCUUUCGAGUCGAAGGACUAUGUCCGAGCACUCGACGUCGUGCAAACUGUCCUGGAGCCACUCGUCUUGCGUCGAACAAAGGACAUGAAGACACCAGACGGAGAAGCCUUGGUUCCACUGCCGCCACGUACUAUCAACAUCCAGAAGAUCGAGCUCUCAAAGGUGGAGCGUGAUCUUUACGACCACAUCUUCGCUCGAGCCAAGAGGACAUUCGCUGCGAACGUCGAAGCCGGAACAUUAAUGAAGUCGUAUACAACGAUUUUUGCACAGAUUCUACGACUAAGACAAUCAUGUUGUCACCCUACGUUGGUGCGCAGCAAAGCUGGAGCCGCAGAUGAGGACGAGGCGGAGGCCUCUGCAGAUAUCGCCAAUGGCCUUGCUGAUGACAUGGAUCUGCAAUCAUUGAUCCAACGCUUCGAGUCAGAGGCCGAAGAAGAGGACGCAAGCCGCUUUGGCGCCAACGUGCUCAAGCAGAUCCAAGCGGAGUCGACUCACGAGUGCCCGAUAUGUUUCGAAGAGCCCAUGGAAGAGCAGUCUGUCACUGGCUGUUGGCACAGCGCCUGCAAGAAGUGUCUGCUCGACUUGAUUGAGAACGCUACCAACAAGAACGAACUGCCUCUGUGCUUCAAUUGCCGUGAACCGAUCAACGCACGCGACAUCUUCGAAGUCAUCAGACACGACGAUGAAGAUGAUGACGAAGCUGGCAUAGCCAAAGACAAGCUUUCUCGGGUAUCACUUCGUCGCGUCAACACCCUCUCGUCAGCCAAAAUCGGCGCUCUCCUCAUCCACCUCAAACGCAUCAAGAAGGCCUCACCAACCACAAAAUCCGUCAUCUUCUCUCAAUUUACCUCUUUCCUCGACAUCCUCGAACCCGCCCUCGACGGCGCCUCAAUCCCCUACCUCCGCUUCGACGGCAGCAUGACGCAAAAAGCCCGCGCCGCCGUGCUCACCGAAUUCGCCAAUCGGACAAGAGGCUGUGUUCUGCUACUGUCUCUCAAAGCAGGCGGUGUGGGUUUGAACUUGACUUGUGCGAGUAAUGUCUUCAUGAUGGAUCCUUGGUGGAGUUGGGCUGUCGAGUCACAGGCUAUUGACCGUGUGCACCGUAUGGGUCAGAUGCAAGAGGUCAAUAUUGUGAGAUUUGUGGUUGAUCAGAGUAUUGAGGAGAAGAUGUUGAGGGUGCAGGAUAGGAAAAAGUUCAUUGCUAGUUCGCUGGGGAUGAUGAAUGAGGAUCAGAAGAAGUUGCAGAGGAUUGAGGAUAUCAAGGAGUUGUUGAGUUGA